Guyanagaster necrorhizus is the source of this 806-nucleotide messenger RNA. RefSeq lists its product as uncharacterized. NCBI's taxonomy places the organism in Eukaryota, Fungi, Basidiomycota, Agaricomycetes, Agaricales, Physalacriaceae. The record is from RefSeq and is a predicted model, not a curated record. Bases 212 to 706 code for a protein of 164 amino acids. The transcript has a single exon.
ACGAACUUGAAUUGACGUAGAGCGAGCAAUUUGUUCGUUUACGUGAUCUGUCUUUCAACCGACGGUUCUUUUCUAUUUCGUUUUCUUCCAUCACCACUGUGAACCUUUGUUGCUUCCGCACUUUAACCUCUCAGCAACCUACAACUAUUACUUCCCAUCAGAUUUCGGAGCGCAGCUAGGUGAUCCUCAUGCGCGUUAGGUUCUGGAUUGCAUGUGGGUGCAUAUCGUCUCCAUUCAAUACCCCCUCCCCCGGACCGUGGAUUUUGCGAGGCCGUUCGUUCUUCGCUUUACCUGGACCACCAAAACACAACCCGUGAUCGCGCCAGUACGCCAGAAGCAACAAGUAUCUCCCGCCGGGACUUUUCUGGUGCCUAUACGUGUGACGAGAAGGUUACAUCGGUUGUCUUUAUCUGUUAUCCACGGACCAAGGAUCACUCCUCCUUCCCUCAAAUUCUUGUCUAGACCUCUUCAUUAUAUGGACCAUGAUUGUUCGAUAUUAGCUUGGGGAAAUUUUGUCGCAACGAACGAACCAAGGCCGAACAAAUCCCACCGCCUCAGAACUAAAAAAUCCCCAGAGUCCAUUCUUCAUUUCCCCAUCCUUACCUCAAGUGGACGCGCUUGGACGGGAAUUGAUCCCAGGAACCGCUUCCGCCGCGAGAUACGCAGGCUGUGUUUCCAGGAACAUGCAUGCAAGCGGGUUUGUUGACCGCACCCCCUCACGACCAAACAACUCUUCUCUCUCCCUCUUCUUCCGAAAAUUCCGGAUGCAGACGCCUAUAGUCCAGCUUGAAGUGGCACAUUGUUCG